Myodes glareolus (Bank vole) is the source of this 852-nucleotide messenger RNA. The record is from RefSeq and is a predicted model, not a curated record. Lineage: Eukaryota; Metazoa; Chordata; Mammalia; Rodentia; Cricetidae.
GUCCUCGCCCCUUAUCUCAGUGUCCUCAGUGAGGCUAGAGCAGCCCAGAGGGGACCCAACCAACCCUCUCGAGACCUCCAAGGUCACUGGGGACACCCCUCCAGGACCCUCCAGGAAGCUCUCUCUGAUCCCUUUCUCUCUCUUGAGGGAUCAGCAUGGCGGACGAGAGCGAUGCGGCUGGGGAGCCUCAGCCAGCACCAGCCCCUGUCCGACGCCGCUCCUCUGCCAACUACCGAGCCUAUGCCACGGAGCCACACGCCAAGAAAAAGUCUAAGAUCUCCGCCUCGAGGAAACUUCAGCUGAAGACUCUGAUGCUGCAGAUUGCGAAGCAGGAGAUAGAGCGCGAGGCAGAGGAGCGACGUGGAGAGAAAGGGCGCGUUCUGAGCACUCGGUGCCAGCCUUUGGAGUUGGAUGGGCUGGGCUUUGAAGAGCUUCAGGACUUAUGCCGGCAGCUCCAUGCUCGGGUGGACAAAGUGGAUGAGGAGAGAUACGAUGUGGAAGCAAAAGUCACCAAGAACAUCACCGAGAUCGCAGAUCUGACCCAGAAGAUCUAUGACCUGCGUGGCAAGUUUAAGCGGCCCACCCUGCGAAGAGUAAGGAUCUCUGCAGAUGCCAUGAUGCAGGCUCUGCUAGGGACCCGGGCCAAGGAGUCCUUGGACCUGAGGGCCCACCUCAAGCAGGUGAAGAAGGAGGACAUUGAGAAGGAAAACCGGGAGGUGGGAGACUGGCGCAAGAACAUCGACGCGCUAAGUGGAAUGGAGGGCCGCAAGAAAAAGUUUGAGGGCUGAGUCCAUGGGCUCCCACCCUUUGCGCCGACGAUGUCCCUGAGGAAUAAACCUCUCUAAACUGGAA